UCCUCUUAGCAACCGAGUGGCGGCGCUUGGUUCCCCAGCAACCAAGAGAAGCGUCUGCUGCAGGAAACCAGCCUGGUAGCUGAGAAGGAAAAUCCGGAUUUGUUUCUGUGUGAGGAGAUUACUUCAUUGACAGGAAAGAUGAACCGGAUGUAUGGCUCGAUGGAGCCAAGAGUGAUGGACGACGACAUGCUCAAGGUGGCUGUGGGAGAGCAGGGCCCACGGGAUGAAGCUGGGCAGCUGGCCAAGCAGGAGGGCAUCCUCUUCAAAGAUGUUCUGUCCCUGCAAUUGGACUUCCAAAACAUCCUUCGCAUAGACAAUCUCUGGCAGUUUGAGAACUUGAGAAAGCUGCAGCUGGACAACAAUAUCAUCGAGAGGAUCGAGGGUCUGGAGAACCUCAUACACCUUGUCUGGCUGGAUCUGUCCUUCAACAACAUCGAGGCCAUUGAGGGGCUGGACACACUGGUGAAUCUGGAGGACCUAAGCUUGUUCAACAACCGGAUCUCCAAGAUUGACUCCCUGGAUGCUCUGGUCAAGCUGCAGGUGCUGUCUCUGGGCAACAACCAAAUUGGCAACAUGAUGAAUCUCAUUUACCUGCGAAAGUUCAAGUGCCUGCGGACACUCAGCCUCUCCGGGAACCCCAUCGCUGAGGCAGAGGAUUACAAAAUGUUCAUCUAUGCCUACCUUCCUGAUCUUGUGUACCUGGACUUUCGGCGCAUUGAUGAGCACGCGAAAGAGCUGGCGGAGAUGAAGAACCAGUACAGUAUUGAUGAGCUGAAGCACCGGGAAAACCUGAUGCAGAUCCGCCAGGAGGAAGAGCAGGCCCGGCGGAUGAAGCUGGAGGAACACAAGAUGGCAUUCGUUGAGCAUCUGGAUGGCUCCUACCUCUUCGACAGCAUGUAUGUGGAGGAUGUGGAGGGCAGCAAACUGUCCUAUCUGCCUGGCGUGGGAGAGCUCCUAGAGGCCUAUAAGGACAAAUUUGUCAUCAUCUGCCUGAACAUUUUUGAGUACGGCCUGAAACAGCAGGAGAAGCGGAAAGCAGAGCUGGACACCUUCAAUGAGUGCAUCCACGAGGCCAUCCAAGAAAACCAGGAGCAGGGCAGACUCAAGAUUGCUAAGUUCGAGGAGGAGCACUUGAUGAAUUUAAAUACCAUUCAAGAAGAGACUGAUCUGCUGAACAUUGAGAAGAUGAUAAUGGAGUGCAGUGAGGACAUCACUGAGCUAUUCAAUGUGCUCAUGACACUGGAGAUGCAGCUGGUAGAGCAGCUGGAGGAGGCUAUAAACAUGUUUGAAAGGAACAUCAUCGACUUGGUGGGACUCUUUAUCGAAAAUGUCCAAAGCUUAUAUCCUUUUUGUGAUGACAUUUCCCCUCCUAAGAAGAUGGCCAUCGGCAGAGUCACCAGUGCCCUAAACAGGUUGACAGAGAUAGCAAGAAAUUAGCACUCCAUGUCAUAUUUCAUUUUUUAUUGGAAAUAUCUAUUUGCCACUUGAUUUAGAGAAAGAUCUAUACCUCCACCAAGAGGAUAUUUAAAUUUACUAUAGGAUCCUAUUUAAUGGGGAUCUCCACCUUUGAAAUUAGAAGAAUGUAAAACACCCAGUUUUCUACCAACAAAAGCUUCAAAGGAUGUAGACUUAAAACCACAUGGAAUGUUCAAGACUGUUCUUUGGGGUCCAAGGUGGUUCCCAACCUUCAGAACAACAGUAGACUUGGUAGGGUGACAUUCAAAUGCCCAGAGGGACUGCUGUUCAGUAGAGUCCUUGCCUGUUUUUUUCUCAAGGUGGGUGAUGUUCAUGGGCAGAUGACAUCCCAAAAUCACCACCUGCUCCUGUGUUGCAGUCAAACAUACUCUGGGGUUAGAUAACAUAUACAUUGAAGGCACUGACAAAUUAUGUGUUCCUCAAGUUAAAUGUUAGAGUUAGGAGUUUACAUUUGGAGCAUGUCAACCCUAUGGUCAUCUGAACUCAAGGCCCUGUCACACGGGAGGCAAACUGUAUGUACUGUAUCAUACAUGGAAGCAAGCCCUUGUUCUGUCUUCUUGGGGCUCAGAUCCAGCAAGUGGACAGAAGUUGCGGAGGUAACAAGUGGCACUCAAGGCACAGGGUGAGUAGCAGCCAACUCAGAGGCCAGGGCCAGGGGCCUCCCUGAGAGAGGAUCCACUAAGUAAGAGCCCGUAAGUGGCCAAAGGGACCAGGAGAAAGAGGAGUGGAGAGAUUACAGGCAGAAAAGACAACCUGUGCAAAGGCCCUGAGGAUAGGUCAGAGGAGCUUGGUUCUGUGAAGACUUCAGGCCAUAUUAGAGAAUUGGAAGCUCCUGGGAGCUUUAAGCAAGAGACAGAUGGGUCCUGGCUACCUUCGUCCUUAAGCUCACUCUGGCUGCUAUGGGGAGAAGGGGCAAGAAUAAGAAAGACUCGCUAGGAAUGAUGGUGCAUGCCUGUAACCCCAGUGGCUUGGGAGGCUAAGGCAGGAGGAUCAUGAGUUCAAAGCCAGUCUCAGCAACUUAGGGAGGCCCUAAGCAACUUAGC
Molecule: messenger RNA, 2519 nt
Organism: Sciurus carolinensis (gray squirrel)
Lineage: Eukaryota; Metazoa; Chordata; Mammalia; Rodentia; Sciuridae
Gene: Drc3
Product: dynein regulatory complex subunit 3
Exons: 12
Coding region: 139-1437 (432 amino acids)
Molecular function (GO): protein binding
Source: RefSeq, a predicted model, not a curated record